Molecule: messenger RNA, 642 nt
Organism: Bacidia gigantensis
Lineage: Eukaryota; Fungi; Ascomycota; Lecanoromycetes; Lecanorales; Ramalinaceae
Exons: 1
Coding region: 1-642 (213 amino acids)
Source: RefSeq, a predicted model, not a curated record
AUGCAGAUUCCUCAAAGCGAAGACUCCAUUGCAGAUGUCGCACGAAAGUUGACCGCACUGGCAGAUACUGUCCGUCAUGGACAAAGCAUCGCUGCCGUCACGAAGUAUGUUGCGUCUACGACACAGAAGAGAAAACCUCUGGAUAGCGCUGUUACCGAGAUGACUGAGCAGGAAUACAACGCAUGGGGUCUUUUCACCGCGGGCAAAUACCCUCUACCGGAAAUUGACUGGGACUCUUGCCAUGACCCAGCGCCAACUUCUACAAAGCCUCUGCGAAUUACGCAUCGACGUGCAGAAGCACUCAACCGCCUCUACGACACCGAGAAAGCAGAUCCAAGCCAUUCGGUAUGGUUUUCAAAGCACCAAAUUGUCCAUCUUCCCCUUGUCAAGGCUAUGGCACGAAUAAUCGGAGCUGAACGGAACUUAUUGGGUGGACAGAACGCGUUGAAUGCAACGCAGGUGGCAGACUUGCAGACAAUAAAUAAGAUCUUAUCCGUAUCUACUGAAAUCUUAAAGAGCUCAAGAGGCAAAUUGAUUUCAGCGGAGAUAUCAUCCGCUCAGCGAAUCUUAGGGUCUCAGCGGGAUACGCUGCGGGAGAAGCUUGCGGAUAAUGGGAGGAAGAGAAAAGGGGCACCGCAGUGA